This is a messenger RNA of Bubalus bubalis (water buffalo), 8572 nucleotides long. It is a transcript of the gene SORBS1, whose product is annotated as sorbin and SH3 domain containing 1. The transcript is spliced from 38 exons. The coding region runs from base 528 to 5294 and encodes 1588 amino acids. Gene Ontology annotation, cellular component: nucleus; cell-substrate junction; cytoplasm. The record is from RefSeq and is a predicted model, not a curated record. Lineage: Eukaryota; Metazoa; Chordata; Mammalia; Artiodactyla; Bovidae. Gene Ontology annotation, molecular function: protein binding. Gene Ontology annotation, biological process: cell-substrate adhesion.
GGCCGGCCGCGGAGUGUCGGUGAAGUCAGCGCCGAGUCCCAGAAAAACAGAGCGCGGCCAACUGCAGCGUGUAGUGCGAGUGGGGCAGGACGCGCGCCGCCGGCCCGCCAGCUCGGAGACCCGCAAGGUGGCUUGGUGGUGGUGGAAGAGAAGGGGGUGGAGCAGCCUCAGUGACAGAAAACACAUGCUGAACGUUUGGGGACUCCAGAUCUCUGGACCUUAGAGACAUAGACAGUGCACACAGGAGGCUGGAUCUGGAAGCCAGGGAUGAGGAGUGGCAUUUGUUGGAAGAGUUUGUGAGACCUUCUCCCUGCCUGGAGCCCCAGGACCAAUGCAUCUUUCCAGCACCUUACACCACUGAGGUUUCUGAAGGAUUAAGUGAUUCAUGUCUGACAUCUGCUGAUACUUCGACUGUGGUCUGAUUCAUCUGAGCCUGAAGACCUGACUUAAAGUGUCUGUGGCUCUGCUCCUGGCUCCACACCUGUCUUCAGUUUUCAGUCACUCUUACCACAGGUGCUUCUUCCUGGAUGAGGAACCAUCUCUCAGAUGGAGAAGAGCAGUACAGACCCCAGUUGCAGAAGACUUGUCUUGUCACCACCAUGAGCUCUGAAUGUGACGUGGGUGCUUCCAAAGCCGUGGUGAACGGGUUGGCACCAGGCAGCAAUGGGCAAGACAAAGCAACUGCCGACCCUUUACGUGCACGCUCUAUUUCUGCUGUUAAAAUAAUCCCUGUGAAGACAGUGAAAAACUCUGCAGGCCUAGUACUCCCUCCAGAUAUGGAUCCUACAAGAAUCUGCACUGGGAAGGGAGCGGUGACUCUCCGGGCCUCGUCCUCCUACAGGGAGAUCCCAAGCAGUAGCCCUGUGAGCCCCCAGGAGACCCCGAAGCAGGAGAGGAAAACAGUUCUGGAGUCAGAGAAUUCCUCAGCAGAUGAGUGGAGGCUUUCUUCCAAUGCUGAUGCCAAUGGAAAUGCCCAGCCCUCUUCACUCGCUGCCAAGGGCUACCGAAGUGUGCAUCCCAGCCUUCCCUCCAGCAAGCCCCAGGUCCUCUCUCCCCCACGCCCUCCUUUCCUCAAAGAGGACCGCUUUGCAUGGCAGCCUCCCAGCACCCGCAGUCCCUCCAGGGACUCACUCUACCUGAGCUCACCAAAGCCUUACCUCCCACCUGGCACCCUCAGCCAGCAGAGCCCCUCACUACCCCGGCCCAUCUCUUUACCCCUGGCAGCCGGAUCAGCCCCCCGAGGUGUGCCAUGUCCUGGGCCCCCGCUUCCAGGUUCCACAUUCCCUGGCGCUUGGUCCCAACCCCAGCAGCACUGUGCAGCCGCCAGGACAGUCGAUAGAGAGAAUGUGAGCUCUAACCCACGUCAUGAGGCAGUUGGGAAUAAAAAGGUCAGCAGCUUAUAUGUACCUUGUUUAUCCCGUAACGUUUGCCCGGUGGCAUUGGAAAACCUCUCUGGUGUUGCACGUGACCCAGCCAAAGGCACUGAAGCUGCAGGCACUCGGGCACCGGCUCCCACCAUUGUCUCCCGCAUAGCCGGCACAGGGACGCCACCCUCUGCUGCUCCUCCCAACCCUCCCAAGCUAUCCUUUGACAUCCGUAAAGAUGCCGUUGGCUGCGGCCAGAGUCCUUUCCUGGGGCCUUGGCCUUCGUUCCCAGACGCAGUGAGAGCACCUGGGCUAGGCCCCCAGGUUACCUCUGAUCCCGAAAACCGGAAGAAAAAAGAACCUUACCUUUUGCAGCCGUGUUAUCCAGCCAAGGCAAGAAUUAGGAAUGUGUGUGUGUCUUCUCCACCGUCUCUUCUCAAAAUUCAUGACGCCACUUCCUCCAGCCCAGCCCCGCCUGAGGUAAUAGUUGUCCCUCUCUACCGGGUUAAUACCGACAGAGGGCACGAAGGCACUGACAGACCUCCAGCAUCUCUGGGGACCCACGGCCCCCCGGUCCCGGCGGCUGCCCCUGCCGGCUCACCUCUGACCUUCCCGACUCUAGACGAUUUCAUUCCCCCUCAUCUGCAGAGGCGGUCCCACCACAGCCAGCCAGCCAGCGCCCCUGGCUCCCUCCCCCCAGCUAGCCAGAUUCCACCGUCCUUCUCACCGCCGCCUCCGCUGGUCCCUCCGGUUCCCGAGGGCCUCCGCAGAGUCUCGGAGCCUGACCUCACGGGAGCUGUUUCAAGUACCGACUCGAGUCCUCUAUUAAAUGAAGUUUCUUCAUCCCACGCUGGAACUGAUUCCCAGACCUUUGCAUCAGUUAGCAAGCCAUCAUCUGCCUACCCGUCCACGACGAUCGUCAAUCCCACUAUUGUGCUCUUGCAACACAACCGAGAACAGCAGAAACGACUCAGUAGCCUUUCAGAUCCUGUCUCGGAAAGAAGAGCGGGAGAGCAGGACUCGGCACCAGCUCAGGAAAAACCCACCUCCCCUGGCAGGGCUGCUGAGAGGAAGGCAAAGGAUGACAGCCGGCGGGUGGCCAAGAGCACUCAGGACCUAAGCGAUGUUUGCAUGGAUGAAGUGGGCAUCCCACUCCGGAACACCGAGAGAUCAAAAGACUGGUACAAGACCAUGUUUAAACAGAUCCACAAACUAAACAGAGACACUCCUGAAGAAAACCCUUAUUUCCCUACGUACAAAUUCCCUGAACUUCCUGAAAUCCAGCAAAAUUCUGAAGAGGACAAUCCUUACACUCCUACCUACCAGUUUCCUGCAUCUACUCCUAGUCCUAAAUCUGAAGAUGAUGACUCAGAUCUGUACUCUCCUCGAUACUCCUUUUCUGAAGACACAAAAUCUCCCCUUUCUGUGCCUCGCUCAAAAAGUGAGAUGAGCUGCAUUGAUGGUGAGAAGGUAGUUAAGAGGUCGGCCACACUUCCCCUCCCGACCCGCUCUUCCUCACUAAAAUCAAGCCCAGAGAGGACUGACUGGGAGCCCCCAGAUAAGAAAGUGGAUACAAGAAAAUACCGCGCAGAGCCCAGAAGCAUUUACGAGUAUCAGCCGGGCAAGUCCUCUGUUCUGACCAACGAAAAGAUGAGUCGGGAUAUAAGCCCAGAAGAGAUAGAUUUAAAGAAUGAACCUUGGUAUAAAUUCUUUUCGGAAUUGGAGUUUGGGAAACCGCCUCCCAAAAAGAUAUGGGAUUAUACUCCUGGAGACUGCUCUAUCCUUCCUAGAGAGGAUAGAAAGACUAAUCUAGAAACUGAUCUCAACCUCUGCCAAACAGAAUUAGAGGCAGAUUUAGAAAAAACGGAGACGCUUAAUAAAGCACCCAGUACAAACCUGUCACAGAGCUCAGCAGUCAGCCCGACUCCAGACAUUUCUUCAGAGCCUCCUGGAUAUGUAUAUUCUUCCAACUUCCAUGCGGUGAAGAGGGAAUCCGAUGGGGCUCCCGGGGAUCUCACCAGCUUGGAGAAUGAGAGGCAGAUUUAUAAAAGUGUCCUGGAAGGAGGAGACAUCCCCCUCCAGGGCCUGAGUGGGCUCAAGCGGCCAUCCAGCUCAGCCUCCACUAAAGAUUCAGAGUCACCAAGGCAUUUUAUACCAGCUGAUUACUUGGAGUCCACAGAAGAAUUUAUUCGACGGCGUCAUGAUGAUAAAGAGAAACUUUUAGCGGACCAGAGACGACUUAAACGCGAGCAAGAAGAAGCCGAUAUCGCAGCUCGACGCCACACGGGCGUCAUUCCAACGCACCAUCAAUUUAUCACUAAUGAGCGCUUUGGGGACCUCCUCAAUAUAGACGAUACGGCAAAAAGGAAAUCUGGGUCAGAGAUGAGACCUGCCAGAGCCAAGUUUGACUUUAAAGCUCAGACACUAAAGGAGCUGCCUCUGCAGAAGGGAGACAUCGUUUACAUUUAUAAGCAAAUCGAUCAGAACUGGUACGAAGGAGAGCAUCACGGCCGGGUGGGGAUCUUCCCCCGCACCUACAUCGAGCUUCUUCCUCCUGCUGAGAAGGCUCAGCCCAAAAAACUGACACCAGUACAGGUUCUGGAAUAUGGCGAAGCCAUCGCCAAAUUUAAUUUUAAUGGUGAUACCCAAGUAGAGAUGUCCUUCAGAAAGGGCGAGAGGAUCACGCUGCUUCGACAGGUGGACGAGAACUGGUACGAAGGGAGGAUCCCAGGCACGUCCCGGCAAGGCAUCUUCCCCAUCACCUAUGUGGAUGUGAUCAAAAGGCCACUGGUGAAAAACCCCACAGAUUACAUCGACCUGCCUUUCUCCUCCUCCCCAAGUCGCAGCGCCACUGCAAGCCCUCAGUUUCCCAGUCACAGCAAGCUCCUCAUGCCGGCCCCCUCAUCUCUGCCCCACCCUCGCCGAGCCCUGUCCCCGGAGAUGCACGCUGUCACCUCUGAGUGGAUCUCGCUGACUGUAGGGGUCCCGAGCAGGCGUCCUCUGGCCCUGACGCCACCCUUGCCUCCUCUGCCCGAGGCUUCUAUCUACAGCAGUGACCCCUUGGCCUUGUUCGCAAGGCCCGGCUCUUCGCUGCCCCUCAACCUUCCCCAUUCGGGCUGGUCGGACCUGUCCACUCCACAUUCAGCGGUCUCCCCGCUGGCCCUGCCACCUCCGCACAAAGCCCACUCCCCAGCGCCCGGGGCCCAGGCCUCCUUCCACGUCAAUGGAGACAGUGGUACCUAUGUGCCACCUCCGGGGGUCCUCCAGGAUAGCUUCUCCCAGCCGUGGCUUGGGCGAUCUGACAGGGUCAUCUCGGAGCUUAGUGAUGCCUUUAGCAGCCAGGGUAAGCGGCAGCCAUGGCGAGAUGGAAAUGGAGCGCGUGAGAGGAAAGCAGAGAGGGAGGCGGGUGAGAGAUGCCCAGGUGGACCCGCCAUCUCUAAGAAGAGCUGCUUGAGGCCGUCAGACGUGGUCAGGUGCCUGAGCACCGAACAGAGACUCACAGAGCUCCACACCCCAGAGGAGAGCCGGCCCCGCCAGCAGCCCCUGGGGGGCCCUUUCUCGGGAAGGGAGGCUGAGCGCUCAGAGCUGCAGAGAGGUGGUGAGCCAGCCGCUCGGAUGGGUGCGAGCCAGCCUUCUCAUCAUUCAUUGAGAGCAGGACCUGAUCUCACAGAAUCUGAAAAGAGCUAUGUGCAACCUCAAGCCCAGCAGCGAAGAGUCGCCCCAGACAGGAGUCAGACCUCCCAGGAUUUAUUUAGCUACCAAGCAUUGUAUAGCUAUAUACCACAGAAUGAUGAUGAAUUGGAACUCCGAGAUGGAGAUAUUGUUGAUGUCAUGGAAAAAUGUGAUGAUGGGUGGUUUGUUGGUACUUCAAGAAGGACAAGGCAGUUUGGUACUUUCCCAGGCAACUAUGUAAAGCCUUUGUAUCUAUAAGAAGACUGAAAACCACAGAGAUGAUUUUUAUUGGAGGACGAAGCAUAAUUCAUGAAUUGGUCUCUUUAUUUAAACGUUGAGUCAGUAGGAAAACUAAUGCAGUGGAUAAAGUAAGAAGCAAAAGAGAGGACAGAGAAGUGUUGUAUUUAAAACCUGAGCCCGUCGAAGCUUACUGUGUGUAUUGGACAGGGCUGAACCAUGCAAAAUAGGAAUGAGGCAAGUCAGUAUUUACUUAGCUGCUUCUGGGAGCCACGCCAGCCCUGCCCUCCUCUUCCCAACUUGGGUAACCUGACUGGCAGCAUGGUCCCAGAGAGCAGUUAAGCCAGAACUGCCUCUUGCUGCUUCAGGCUUGACCAGCUUUGGCUCAAAAGGGUCAUUUAGCCUGCAUGUGCUCUCGGAGCACCAGGCAGAUCCCCAGCCAUCCUCUAAGGCUCCACACAGACUCCCCCAGUUGCCUUGGAGCCUCCUGGUCCCCUAACAUUGCUACAGAUCAGUUGGGGCCACCGAGGCAAUCCCUAAACAGUGGUAGAGACCCCAAACAACCCAAGGCCAAGUCCCCCACUGGAGGUAGGUGGAGAAGUAGAGGUCAAAGUAGGCACCCCAUGCACUCAGCAUGCAUGCAGCGUUACCAUUGACACCCCUGAUGUUCAGACAGAAAAGCACACAAGGCUUGCCCCCGGAGCAGGGUGGUCAGGCAGGUAGUUCCAUUUGUAUUUCCAGGUGAUUAAGGCAAGAAGCCUGUAGCUCUUGAGGUCCCCUGCCAUAUGGCUCCUUCCAUAUCACUGGCUUGUAUAAGCAUUCACUUUCAGGGCAGCAUAGUGUCAUUUACAGAAUGCCAUUUCUACCCUUGCUUUUCUGGAUUGUUUUAGGCCAGGACAGUUGGGGGUUGAUAGGCUUAUUCUUAGAAAAACAAGGGAUGGUGUUCAGUAGCUCAAGGUAAUACACACUGAUGUAUACUGGAUGCCUGGGGCCACCAACAAGCAAGGCGUGCUCCAGGCCUUAGAAAGGGUUCACCACAUCUCCAUUUUCACCAUGUCUCCCCCGAGGAGCCCAAGGACCACUCAGAAUGUAGGAAUCCAGGGUUCUGAAUCCUAACACACCCUGUGAGGCUUCUCUUUAGAAGGUGCAGCUGCAGCGGCCCUACGUUGGAGGCUGUGAUUCUGCUACUUCAGGAGGCCUGUCUCUUGUAGAGGGGCCAGAGCCAAGGAGGGAGGCCUCUGUGAUGCCUGGGGUGUACAGUCACAACUUCAUCCAAUUCAAGGAUGUUUAUCGACCUCUGUUACAUACCUUGGAGAGAAAAAGAUAGAAAUGACCCAUUUUCUUGCCUGCUGGGAACUCAGAGGUGAUUGGAGAGAUAGACACACAAAAAUACUGAAUCAAGAGAGACUGCGAUAUGUGCUAAGAAGGGUGUGAGAGGAAGAGAUGAAUUUUCUCUGUAGGGAUCCUAGAAAGCAUUGUCAUAUUUCUCUCUCCAUUAGCUCACUUUUGAACAACUAGGAUGCUGGAAGAACCUUUGUCCGAGGGUAGUUUGUGGCUGGAAAUACUUAGACCUGCUGCCAGGGUCUUCCAACUCUGAUCCUCCCCACAAAUCCACAUUCGAGGUCAUAAACAGGAGAGCAGUUCCAGGUUGGUCGGGUUGUGUACAGGACUCCUGGCUCUCCACAGGUAGCUCAGAAUUGGCCUGAGGUCCCAAAGUCUGGAAUCUUUCCAAGUGGGCAAAGUUCAUCUUCAGUGCCUCAGCUUCUGUCUCCACUACUCAUCUUAGAACCUCGUAUCAGCUGGCCACCCUUCAGACAGCCACAGGACCCUCACUCCCUCCUUCAAAUCCUGCUCUCAGGAAAGCAACUGCCACUGACUCCUUCACACUGAAGUGUAAAUGACAGAUGAGAAGAAUGUGUUACUUCUUCCCAGAAACAUUGGUUUUUAACUAGAACAGAUCACAGAGCCUUAAUUCCAAGGGGAAAGGCUGUGGAACCAAUGGUGGAGGGUGGGGCUGGGGCGUGCGGGUAAGGGUGGAUGAGCUCCCUGUGUAGAAAGGGACUUCUUGCUAUUCCUUAAGUAAGACUCAGUGCUUUGGAAGGUCCACCUCACCAUCCAAGGGCGCUCUGUUUCUGUCCUCCCCCUUCGAAUAUAGACCCUGUGCAUACUCACAUACACUUUGCACAGCAGCGUUUCACGUGUUUUGGAAUGUAAUUCUUAUAUUGGCUAAUGUGUUUCCUAGUCUUUCUUAGAUGCAAACCAUAACACAACCUUAUCUGUUUUUUGAGGGGGGUGCUUAUUAAGUAGCUUAUUAGUUUUGAACACCUCUUUAAAUACAGCUAGAAAAUAAACCAAUUUGUAAAGCCACAUUUGCAUAUGACGCCAGCCUCCCGACUUUGUAUAUCUCGGGAAUCCCAGGUAUGCCUCACCAGUUUGCCCAUCUUUAAUAAACUCAUCUGUUAAAAUCUGCAUCAAACUUCAGCUGCCUACGUAUGACAAAACAAGGAACAAAGGGUUCCAACUGCUCCUUUGUCUUCACACAUUUAGUAAUACAAAAUACCUAUUUUUAUGCUGAGAUAUUUAUACAGGUUUAUUAAUCGCAAGUGUAACUAACUGGCGGCAUGCCCUGCAACACAUUUUAAUAGAUUAGCCAUGCUUCUGGGUAAAAGCAAGCCCCACACUACUUAUCUUUUGCAGUCUCUCUGGGAUCAGUAAGAGAAAAAAAUCACAUGCUUAAGAAGUGGGACUGUAAAUAUGUAUAUUUAACUUUGUAUAGCCCAUGUACCUACUUUGUAUAGAAAAAUAAUUUUAAAAAUCUGAACUGAAGGGGAGGGGGGUAUAAUAAGGAAGUCAUGAAGUUUUUUGCAUAUUUAAAUGAAGGAAUUCCAAAAAAACGUACCUGCAGAUUUUUAGCACAAAAAUACCAUUGUAAAGUGUUAUAAUUUUAAAUAAUCAUUCUUUCUGGGAGAGAAAGUAACUCUUUUCUCAGUUAUAGUGUUUUUUUCUUAUUUCAUUUUUGAUUUUUUUUUUUAGCAGUCCUAUUUAUCUGCAGUAGUAUUAAGUCCUAUUGCUAGGUUACUACAAAAAAGAUCAUAUUCUGAAAGAAAAAUAACUGACAUUAUAUAUAACCAAUUAAUUUAAAGUAUUGCCAUUUAAAUUACACACCAAGAGCAUGUACCAUGCAGACACAGAUUUUUCUGUCGAUCUAUUUUUCUUUAUGCAGUGGAUCAAUUUGACAAAUAGAUGUUGAAUUACUACAUUGGCUGUACAUAUUAUUUAAUAAACUUCAUUCAAAAUUG